AUGUCAACCGUUAAACAAUUUGAGAAAAAACUCAAUAAGCUACAGGAUGAUGUAAACUAUCAUGGACAAACGCUAUCCCAAGUCCACGUUAUGCUUGCCAAUAUGUCUGGUGGAACUAUGUUAAACAAUAUAAACGACACUAAACUUGAUGUAAAACGGUACGUGAAUAAGAUGACAGCAAUGCAUCACGAAGCCAAUCACGAUAAAACUAAAACGAAACGUAGAAAUUUACAACCGUUGGCUCCAAAGAUAACAGCUAAAAGUUUUCAAAUUGAUAAAUAUGGAAUCAACACCAGUGAUUCCCCGAAUGCUCGCAUGAUCAAAUCCUCUUCCAAUCCUAAAAAUUUUUUUAAUGGAAAACGGUUAAAACAAAGAAAUGGAGAGGCACCACGUAAGGCAACUACUUUAAGAAAAAAAAUGCAAAUAAAUGAU
This is a messenger RNA of Brenthis ino (lesser marbled fritillary), 432 nucleotides long. NCBI's taxonomy places the organism in Eukaryota, Metazoa, Arthropoda, Insecta, Lepidoptera, Nymphalidae. The record is from the annotation of a GenBank genome assembly.